Molecule: messenger RNA, 831 nt
Organism: Penicillium subrubescens
Lineage: Eukaryota; Fungi; Ascomycota; Eurotiomycetes; Eurotiales; Aspergillaceae
Exons: 1
Coding region: 1-831 (276 amino acids)
Source: RefSeq, a predicted model, not a curated record
AUGCGUUUGACUUCUCCAAUGUCGCUCGUGAUGUCCAUGUCGAUACUCGGGAUAUCGACCAUUCAAGGGGCAGCGGCGAAGUGCUCAGAUGGGCUUGUGAACGUUGUCUUCAACACCGGUCACGGUGGCUAUACAAAACAGCGAUGGGAGAAGAUCCAUUCCGCUUCCAAUUGGCUCACGUUCAAUUUUGGACUCGAGGACAAGCAAAUCCCAAUGCUAGGCAACGACAACAAGUCUGUUCAGCAGGCUAUUGACGUGGUUAACGGCCCAAAUCCGCCAGAUUUCAUGCUCACAUUCAACGAGCCCGACAAUCUGUAUGGCUCGAACCCGAGAAAAGUCGUAUUGCACCCUCAAGAAGCCGCCGAUCUUAUUAAACCAUUAUUGCACAAACGCGGAAACCAUACAAAAUUCAUUGCACCCGUGCCGGCCUUCGACAAGCUCAACUGGCUUCCUGAGUUCUUUGGAAACUGCAGUUGCCAAGACUCCUUUUCGGCAUACAACGUCCAUGUCUAUAACAAAACCGUCGAAGAAGCCAAAAUUCACAUCAACGCUUCCCACAAAAGGUGGAACGACAAGCCUUUGUGGAUUACCGAGAUUGCACCGCGUCAAGAUGGAGUAUGUCCGAAUCCCAUCCCCUGGGACCACAGCACCAAGUUCAUGCAAGAAAUCUACGCCUGGGGGCAGAAAACUGAAUGGAUCCACAAGAUAUUUUGGAACUCGGCCAAUGAGAUCAACUGUACUGAUACGAACGUGGCUGCCUCGUUCCUGCUUGAUUUUAAGAAUAACUCGACGCCACUCUUGGAUCCUUUCAAUAAGUUGACUUGUUCCUGA